AAGGGAUCCGGGAGCUGGGGGAGGCAGGACCAGCCCGCAGACUGAUGAACAGAUAGACUGGUGGGUAGAGCAGCUGCAGCCUUAGAUUCCCCCAACCCCGUAUACUCCCUGAUGGGUCAGGGAGCUGUACCCCUCUCCCUAGGGGAUGCUGUGGGCUCCUGGGCGCCGGGCACCCGGGCCGCCAGCUGAGCCCCCGUGCCAGUCCAGUGCUCCUAGGGAUCUAGCUUCCUGUGGCCAGGGAGAGAGGGAAGCAGCCCAAACACAGUCAGGGGCCGGGGCUAGGAGGGGGCUCGAAGCCCCGGACCCGAGGGCAUGGAGCGCCUGGGAGAGAAAGCUAGCCGCCUGCUGGAAAAGCUGAAGCUCUCCGACUCCGGCAGCGCCAAGUUUGGCCGCAGAAAAGGGGAGUCAAGCCGGUCAGGGUCCGAUGGAACCCCUUCUCCUGGAAAGGGGCGAUCGAGCGGGUCCGGGGGCCCCAGGAAGCCAGGGACCCGGGGAACUCUUGGAGAAUCUGGGGAUGAGCCACUGGAAACAACCCGCGAGCAAGGCCCCCUGGAGGCUGAGCGAAUCCGACGCUACUCCUUUGAGGCGCCGCGCUAUGAAGUUCCUUUCCCCGGCGGGGCGCCCCAGCCCCGGGCCUUGCCUCUACCCCAAUCGCUGCUCCCCGACUUGCGUCUGGAGACCCUGGCCCCCGCCUUAAGCCCGCGUUCUAGCUUCGCCAGCAGCUCCGCAAGCGAUGCCAGCAAGCCGUCUAGCCCCCGAGGCAGUCUUCUCCUGGACGGGGCGGGGAGUUGCGGAGCUGGUGGCAGCCGGCCCUGCAGCAACCGAACCAGUGGCAUCAGCAUGGGCUAUGACCAGCGCCACGGAAGCCCCCUGCCCACUGGGCCGUGCUCCUUUGGCCCUCCCUUCGCAGGAGCUCCUACAGGCUUUCCUUCGGGAGGUGUUCCCUCCGCCUACCCCGAUCUCCAUGCUGCUUUAGACCGGCUUUGCUCUCACCGACCCACGGGUUUUGGCUUUCAAGAGAGCCGUCACUCGUACCCACCGGCCCUUGGCAGUCCCGGGGCCCUGGCCGGGGCUGGGAUAGGAGCGACUGGGCCCUUAGAGAGGCGAGGGGCGCAGCCUGGACGACAUUCUGUGACCGGCUAUGGGGACUGCGCGGCAGGCGUCCGCUACCCAGAGGAGCUAGCAGCAUUGCUGCGGCUAGCUGUGGGAACCGGAGGGCGGGAACCAGGCGCCCACGGGGAGCCCCCCGGUAUCGAAUCCUCGGGGCCUGAAGAGCCGCCUGGCCCCUUCCCACUGGAAGCAGGCCGGGGUCGGGCUCGGGAACUUGAGUCUAAGGAGGAUUACUUCGGCACAUGUAUAAAGUGUAACAAGGGCAUCUAUGGGCAAAGCAAUGCCUGCCAGGCCCUGGACAGUCUGUACCAUACCCAGUGCUUUGUUUGCUGUUCUUGUGGGAGGACACUUCGAUGCAAAGCCUUCUACAGUGUCAAUGGCUCUGUCUACUGUGAGGAGGAUUACUUGUUUUCAGGGUUCCAGGAAGCGGCAGAAAAAUGUUGUGUCUGUGGUCACUUGAUCUUGGAGAAGAUCCUGCAGGCAAUGGGAAAAUCUUAUCACCCAGGCUGCUUCCGCUGUAUUGUCUGCAACAAGUGUUUGGAUGGCGUACCUUUCACUGUGGACUUCUCCAACCAGGUGUACUGUGUCACCGACUACCACAAAAAUUAUGCCCCCAAAUGUGCUGCUUGUGGCCAACCCAUCCUCCCGUCCGAGGGCUGUGAGGAGAUUGUGAGGGUGAUAUCCAUGGACCGAGAUUACCAUUUUGAGUGCUAUCACUGCGAGGACUGUCGGAUGCAGCUGAGUGAUGAGGAGGGCUGCUGCUGCUUCCCCUUGGACGGACACCUGCUCUGCCAUUCCUGCCACAUGCAGAGGAUCAAUGCUCACCAUGGCACUGCCAACUACGUCUGAGCUGCCGCUUCCAUCCGUUGCUUCUGGCUCCCAGGCUCCAGCAGUCCCACCCCUCCCGGGCAGCGGGCAGUGGAGAGCCCAUUGGGGUGGAAGUGAGGGAUACAGGAAAGAAGGCAGGGCAGGUGGGUGCUCCCAGGGCAGGUGGAGGAUGGCCUGGGGGUCUAAAGCCCCAGAGAGGAUGGUCUCCCGUUUGGGUGGGAGAGGGAUCUUUCUCAGUACCAGAAGAAUUCUCAUGCAGUGAGCAACUAAACUACAGCACCCUCAGAGCCAAGAAUUAGUCCCCCUUUCAGGUCUGAGAACAGCAAUAUGACAAAAUAACAACCACACACACAGUCAUGUCCCUGCACGGGCUGCUUCCUUCAGAGCUUCCCAGUUUCCCUUGUGGAUACACCUGCAAAACCCAAGCAGAAUUCCCGUUCAGAAAAACUAGGAGAAAGCAAAGACCUGCCGAGGGCUCAGACUCUUACCUUUGUCCCUCGCGCGCGGUGUUAACUGCUCCUGGGGGAAAGGGGAGUGGGACCUGUGUUCUACCACCAAAGCUACAGGGGCAGCCAGGGGACGCAGCAAACCUCCCAGCCUGUGGAAGAGAAGAAAGUUCCCAGACUCUGGGGCUUUCUGCCUCCUGGCGUUGCCAUGUAAGGUUUGGUGUGGGGCCAGCCCCUGCCUGUUCUCAGGGACUCCGUGGUGCAGGCUCUGGGGAGAUGGGAGACGCAUGGACUGGAUUUAUCUGCUCUUUGCUCCCCCCUCCGAAGGCUGGGGGAUUAGGGAAGCUGCCCGAUGAAGAACGUGUCAGGGUGGUGGCUGGUAGUUAAGCCCCGUAGACUGCUGUCCCAGAAAGCCUCGCGCCCGCCCAGUGCAUUCUGCCCCGAUGCUCCCGUGCCCUCCCAUCCAUCUCGGGUCUCCCAUCGCCAGUACCGUCACCUACUGAUGACUCACAAACCCGGGCUUACGUACACUGGUACCCUACCCCAGACCCUGGCCUGGGCUCCAGGGAGCCGGAGGGAAGCAAGCACUUUGAGACCUGGCUUCCACGUAGUCGUGAUUCACUCCCAGAAUGAUGCUCUCUCGAGCUAAAAAUCGCAUUUCCCCAAACUCAAGACACCCUGGCCAGCCGGACAAGGGAUUAAGGGGGAGGGACAAUAUUGGUAAAGAUUUUUUUCAGUGACUGGGAAUGAGAGGGCAACAAGCUUGAUUGUAUGGCAUGAGUGCCAGGGACCUCUAGGCUUGGAGAACAAGUCUUCUGUGCCCAAGAAUAAAGAGGCCCUGUCCUUCCCCUAGGCAACUGGGACACUAAAAUCUUAUCACCUUUCAAAGAGGCUGUUUAUAUUUUUUAGAUGAUUCUUUCAAUUUCAUUUUCUCCUCUUCUUGCCCUAAAACUCCACGCUCCAAGAAGUGGCAGGAUGGGCAAAAUGCACUUUUUGGAAAUGCAUCAAGUUAAGAUCUGUUCUGUGUCUUUUGUUACUGAAAAAUAAGAAUAAAAACAAACAAAAAAAGA
Molecule: messenger RNA, 3454 nt
Organism: Antechinus flavipes (yellow-footed antechinus)
Lineage: Eukaryota; Metazoa; Chordata; Mammalia; Dasyuromorphia; Dasyuridae
Gene: AJUBA
Product: ajuba LIM protein
Exons: 8
Coding region: 313-1959 (548 amino acids)
Biological process (GO): cytoskeleton organization; regulation of DNA-templated transcription; response to hypoxia
Cellular component (GO): nucleus; adherens junction; P-body
Molecular function (GO): transcription corepressor activity
Source: RefSeq, a predicted model, not a curated record